UUAUUGACCCCGUCUUCGUGCACUUUCCCCCAAAUGCAAGUGCCAUACAUCAUCAGAUCAAAGACGCUAGGAAGUCGAGUAUAAAAACCCUCGACUUGCUUACCUCACAAUACCAGUUGUGCCAUUGCCAUUCAACAAGAAUCACUACUCCGCCAUGAAGUUCGUUAUUCUCGUCGCAAUGAUCGCCGUUGUUGCUGCCAACAAUGCUUACAAGGCAGCACCACCAGCAUACGAAACCCCCGUCACCUACCCCCCUAGACCAUACAGCUUCAAUUAUGACGUCAAGGAUAAGGAAUCCUAUGCCGAUUUCGUCCAUUCAGAGAGCAGCGACACCAAAGUGACCACCGGUUCUUACCGUGUCGAACUUCCCGACGGCCGCACCCAGAUCGUCUCAUACAGAGCCGACGAAAAUGGAUACACCGCCGAUGUGACAUACGAAGGAGAGGCCCAGUAUCCGGAAUACAAGGAACCAGAGGCCAAAGCAGCUCCGGCAGCGUACGCUCCUGAAUACUAGCCGAAUCUCGUUUUCAAAAUUUCAAUCUCACAUUAAUAAA
Daphnia pulex (common water flea) is the source of this 554-nucleotide messenger RNA. RefSeq names its product pro-resilin-like. The transcript is spliced from 4 exons. Gene Ontology annotation, cellular component: extracellular matrix. NCBI's taxonomy places the organism in Eukaryota, Metazoa, Arthropoda, Branchiopoda, Diplostraca, Daphniidae. The record is from RefSeq and is a predicted model, not a curated record. The coding region runs from base 155 to 514 and encodes 119 amino acids.